This is a messenger RNA of Panicum hallii, 786 nucleotides long. Its product is annotated as putative WUSCHEL-related homeobox 2. The transcript has 2 exons. Gene Ontology annotation, molecular function: DNA-binding transcription factor activity; DNA binding. Bases 1 to 786 code for a protein of 261 amino acids. The record is from RefSeq and is a predicted model, not a curated record. Lineage: Eukaryota; Viridiplantae; Streptophyta; Magnoliopsida; Poales; Poaceae. Gene Ontology annotation, biological process: plant organ development.
AUGCCGUCGCAGCAGGACCAGCCGCAGCAGCCGGUGGUGGCGGGGUCGACGCGGUGGUGCCCGACGCCGGAGCAGCUCAUGAUCCUGGAGGAGAUGUACCGGGGCGGCCUGCGCACGCCCAGCGCGUCGCAGAUCCAGCAGAUAACGGCGCACCUCGCCUGCUACGGCCGCAUCGAGGGCAAGAACGUCUUCUACUGGUUCCAGAACCACAAGGCCCGGGACCGCCAGAAGCUCCGCCGCAGGCUCUGCAUGAGCCACCACCUCCUCUCCUGCGCGCAGUACUACGCGGCGGCGCACCACGGCCACGGCCACGGCUUCCUCGCCGCGCCGCCGGCCGCGCCCUACGGCUGCAGCGUCUUCGACCAGGCCGCCGCCAGCCAGCUGCUCUCCCCGACGUCGCCCACCCCAGCCGCUGCCGCUGCGGCGGCGGCGGCGGCUGCGGCCUACGGUUAUUACUACCCCGCCACGGCGGCCUUCGCUGCUGCUCCAGCGAGCAGGUGCGCCGGCGCGGCCACUCCCCCGUCGCCCACCCAACUGUUCCACUAUCAGGCCGGAGGCGGAGGGAUCGCGCCGGUGGAGGCGCUCGGCCGGCCGGAGUACUCGCUGGGGAAGCUGGACAACUUCGGCGUGGCGCUUGACGAUGUGGUGAUGAGCUCCGCCGCCGCCGUCGACAUGGGGCCGCCGGGGUUCGAGGUGGCGCCGCCGCCGGCGGCCUUCUGCCGCCCGCUCAAGACGCUGGACCUCUUCCCCGGCGGGCUCAAGGAAGAGCAGCACGACGUGGCCUGA